AUUUUCUAAAAAAGACUUAGGACCUCAACACCGAUCCAACGUUUCUUUUUGGGUUCGAAACGAAAAUGGCAAAAACUUACGCAAUGGGACUGAUUUCAGCUUUAGCAGCAGCUUCUGCUUCUUCUUCUUCACUUUUAUCCCAAACCAAUCAAAAUGUUGCUUUUUCUGAUGGACCCUUCAAUAUCCCUUUAUUUUCUUCUCCUUCUGCUGCUUCUUUUUCUUCAGGUUCUCCUCAGUCUUCUUCAGGGAAACUGACGUCUCAGCUGUCUGCUUCACCGGCGGUUCCGGCUGAUAAGGAGGCUUCCGGAAGUGUUAAGGCUAGGAAUGAUAACCCUAGGACGUCCUCGGCUGGAUUUGAUCCCGAGGCUUUGGAGAGAGGAGCCAAGGCUUUGAGGGAAAUCAGCAGCUCUGCCAAUGCCAAAAAGGCUUUUGAACUUAUGAAGAAGCAAGAGGAGACAAGGCAGGCAGAGUUGGCUGAAAGAACUGCAGAAUUUAAGGCAAUGCAAGCCCAAGCUGAAACAGAGAGACAAAGGGUAAUAUAUGAUGAACAGAAGAAGCUAACUCAGCAUCAAGCCCAAACAAAGUCACAGAUGGCUCGUUAUGAGGAUGAAUUGUCAAGGAAGAGGAUGCAGGCAGAAAAUGAAUACCAAAGAGCCAGGAAUCAGGAACUUGUAAAACUGCAAGAAGAAUCAUCAAUUAGACAGGAGCAAGCUCGGAGAGCUACAGAAGAACAGAUUCAAGCGCAACGUCGACAAACAGAGAGGGAGAAAGCUGAGAUCGAACGUGAAACAAUCAGAGUGAGAGCUAUGGCAGAAGCAGAAGGUAGAGCCCAUGAAGCAAAGCUUGCAGAAGAAGUCAAUAGGCGCAUGCUUGUAGAUCGUGCAAAUGCAGAAAGAGAGAAGUGGGUUGCUGCAAUAAAUACUACUUUUGAUCAUAUUGGAGGUGGUUUGCGAGCCAUUUUGACAGAUCAAAACAAGCUGGUUGUGGCUGUUGGAGGGUCGACUGCUCUGGCAGCAGGCAUUUAUACUACCAGGGAAGGUGCAAGGGUGAUUUGGGGCUACGUGGAUAGAAUACUGGGUCAGCCGUCACUUAUCCGAGAAUCUUCCAGGAGGAAGUAUCCUUGGUCUGGCAUCUUUACACGUGCUAUGAGCUCGCUAUCAAGCAAUGGUGACAAAACAUCAUCAAAAAAUGGAAAUGGGUUUGGUGAUGUGAUUUUGCACCCAUCUCUUCAAAAACAAAUUCAGCAGCUAGCAGGUGCAACAGCUAACACAAAAGCCCACCAAGCACCGUUUAGGAAUAUGCUGUUUUAUGGCCCUCCUGGAACAGGAAAAACAAUGGCUGCAAGAGAACUGGCUCGUAAAUCUGGAUUAGAUUAUGCAUUGAUGACCGGUGGAGAUGUUGCUCCUUUGGGACCACAAGCAGUUACGAAGAUACACCAGUUAUUUGACUGGGCUAAGAAGUCCAAGAGAGGCUUGCUGCUGUUCAUUGAUGAAGCUGAUGCAUUUUUAUGCGAACGGAACAAAACCUACAUGAGUGAAGCUCAAAGAAGUGCACUCAACGCACUUCUAUUCCGCACAGGUGACCAGUCGAAGGACAUAGUCCUUGCUCUUGCUACGAACCGUCCUGGUGACCUUGAUUCGGCUGUGGCGGAUCGAAUUGAUGAAGUACUGGAAUUCCCUUUGCCUGGGGAAGAUGAACGCUUCAAACUGCUAAAGCUCUAUCUGGACAAGUACAUAGCUCAGGCUGGUUCGAGAAAACCUGGUUUGUUUGAAAACCUUUUCAAGAAGCAGCAGCAGAAGAUUGAGAUCAAAGGGCUGACAGACGAUAUUCUAAGAGAAGCUGCAACGAAAACCGAUGGAUUUUCGGGAAGGGAAAUAGCUAAACUGAUGGCCAGUGUUCAAGCAGCUGUUUAUGGGAGCGAGAAUUGUGUUCUUGACCCGAGCCUAUUUCGAGAAGUGGUAGAUUAUAAGGUAGCAGAACAUCAACAGAGAAGAAAACUGGCUGCAGCGGACGGAAACCGUGCAUAAUUUGACUUGAAUUUUUGAUGAUUAACAGGCCCGAAUUCUAGGGUAUAGGGCAUCAUAGUGUCAUUGCCCCCCCUCCCCCGCCCCAAAAAAAAACAUCCAAAAGGGUUUAAGAUUGAAAACACAAUAGGUUUUUGUGUUAAAUUUGUUUGAAGAAUUCCCAUGGUUACCCUAACCAGAUUAGGUUAUUUUCUUGAUAAAGCAUCUUCUAUGUUAUGAUCUCUGAAUAGGGAAGAUGAAAUGAAAGGAAUAUAUGGGAUUUGAAUA
Messenger RNA from Hibiscus syriacus, 2291 nucleotides. RefSeq names its product ATPase family AAA domain-containing protein 3-B-like. The transcript is spliced from 9 exons. The record is from RefSeq and is a predicted model, not a curated record. Gene Ontology annotation, molecular function: ATP hydrolysis activity; ATP binding; zinc ion binding. Bases 66 to 2027 code for a protein of 653 amino acids. Gene Ontology annotation, biological process: mitochondrion organization. Lineage: Eukaryota; Viridiplantae; Streptophyta; Magnoliopsida; Malvales; Malvaceae. Gene Ontology annotation, cellular component: mitochondrion.